Molecule: messenger RNA, 3282 nt
Organism: Wasmannia auropunctata (little fire ant)
Lineage: Eukaryota; Metazoa; Arthropoda; Insecta; Hymenoptera; Formicidae
Product: homeobox protein 2
Exons: 4
Coding region: 171-2204 (677 amino acids)
Cellular component (GO): extracellular region
Molecular function (GO): chitin binding
Source: RefSeq, a predicted model, not a curated record
AGAUCGGGGCCUCUUCUCUUCUCGGGUGCAAACGUUCUCCACGCUGCUGCAGUCGCGUCCGCGAGUCCGAUCGCGCAGGUAACGCGUAGGAGUGCGAGCUAAGAGUAGCGAGAAGCGCCGAGGGUGAAUCCGGAGAGGAGAUAGUAAUCCAGAGGACUCGACGAAAAAAUAUGGAGUCCGCGAGGCGUUAUCUCGUCCUAAUCGCGGUGGGAAUAUUAUGGGGUUGCGUAUUAGGCCUUCAACGACCACCACCGAGAUAUUCCCAGCAAUUCAUGCCGGAAACCUCGUUCUCCUGUCGCAACAAGAUUGUCGGUAGCUAUUACGCGGACCCUGAGACCGACUGCCAAGUGUUCCAUGUCUGCGUCUCUGUGGCUGGCACUGUUCAGGAUUACAAGUUCCUUUGUCCCAACGAUACCGCCUUCGAUCAGGAGAGUCAAACCUGCGCGGACUGGUACGACGUGGACUGCGAGGCCGCGACUCUCUACUACGCCAGCGACAACUUUGACCUGUACAGAAUCGGUUCCGGACUGGAGUCCGUGCAUUACGACAACCUGCGUACCGACGCCGAGCCGCAGGAUCAUCUUCAGCGCAGCGAGACCAGCGACGCUGUUCGAUCCUCCGCGAACACGGUGAACCGCGUGUCCUCGUCCAACAAUUACAACAACAAUCGCGAAGUACUGCGAAGCAGCAGUAGCGGCAAUUUCUACAAUCGAAACAACAAGGAGGACGACUACGACAACGAGAAGUCGUACAAGGAGGAGCAGGAUACCAAGAAGAAGAGCGGCGUCAGGAAGGUCAGCAGGAAGCAGCCGUACACCGGCAACGGUAGCAGCAACUAUAAUUCGCCAACGUCUACCACGUCGGCACCGGCCAGUCAGAACACCUACAACGGCAAUUAUUACAACGGCAACGCGUAUAAUCAACGUUCCACGACGCACGUCACGUCGACGACCGCGCGGCCUCAAGAGAUCCACAGCAGGAACCAGAACACGCAAAAGUACAACGCGCCGCCGCCGUCGUCCACGUAUCGACCUACCACGACGUACCAGGAUACGUACAGUAAUUAUCAGUCACCCAGCACGACCGCCAGGACAACUUCGAACAACGUCCACAACACGAACCUGUACAACAAUCUCUACAAUCAACAAUCGGCAAACUACAAUCAACAGAACACCGGCAGUUCCGCUCAAUCCACAACGCUGAGGCCGAGCACCUACAGCCCGAAGACCAGCUAUCAGACUUAUCAAUUCGCGCAGUCCACCACCGUUCAGCCGAGCACCAAUUAUCAGACCAGCGAUUACACCAAUUACCAGCAGAGGAGCUACAACAACAUCCAGCGAAGCAGCAGCACGCCAGUCGCCUACCAGUCGUCCACCACGUCCGCGCCUACGGUUUAUAACACUAAUUACAACAACAACAAUAAUAAUUACAAUAACCAUAAUUACAACACCAACAACAACGGUCAGUACAGAUCAGCCACGUCCACUACUCAGGACGUUCCACAGACCACCGCGAAAUAUUACGCCAACAAUUUUGCGAGCAACAGUUACGCGCCCACGACUUACAGCCCGGCAACGAAAAAAUACGUGAACGCGGAAAAUAAUGUCGCGCAGACCUUGAGGAGCAACGACAACGGCCAAUACUAUAACGACAAGACGAGUCAAGCGAUCAAGCCAUCCACGCAGUACUACGAUAGCACGAAAACGCCCAAGAAGGCGACUCAGUAUAACAAUUACGACAACGCGAGCAGCGGCAAGUCGUACUACAUCGAAACGAGCACGGGUAGCUACAAUCUCGCGAGAUCUUCCGUGCAGGGUAUCGGUUUCAGUCCCGCGAGCAUCAACCAUCUCGCCGAGUCGCCGAGGACCACCACGCCGGUGCCGAGACGGUCAGCUUCUAGCGCUACCACAUAUAACCCGAAUACUUUUAACUCCAACGCUCAGAGGACCGUUCAACCGACGACGACGCCACGUGGAGCCACCUACGUCAGUGGAUCCGCGAGACCGUUCACGUCGACGACCAGAUUACCUAGCAGCAGCAGCAACGGCGGUAGCGGCAGCAGCACGACCGCGCGACCGAAAUCGGGCAAGAAGAACGACUACGAUUACGCGUAUUACGAUAGCACGGGCGGCCUGGAAUACGACGGGGUCGACCUGGAGCAUGUCACCAGUAAUAAAGAGUCCACGAAGAUCGCGAGGAAUUAAAACAGUCUCGUUACGUCUCGUAUCGCGUCGAAUCUCUCGAUACUUCAUCGAUACCAGUGAUGUAAAGUAUUGAGGAGCAAGUAUCUCCUUGUAGUUAUUCAGGUGUAGGUAUGGUUUUUUUUAAUACCUACAUGCUUGUACCUGGAUAUAUCUUUUCCAACGAAAACGGCUGUAUUCGUAGAAGAAGUUCGUUAUUUUAAUUAUUUACUCGCGAGGUAAAUUUUUUAAAACACAUUUCCAUAUUCAACGGUACAAUAUAAUCGAACAUAAGCAAAAUUAUAUGAGAAUAAAGCUUUCAAUUAGCUGAAAUUACGUGUACUUUUGAAGUAUCUACAUCUAGAUACUGAAAAUAAAAGUGCCUUUUACAUCACUGAUCGAUAGGAGAAAUUCCGUGUGAAUUAUUGUUUAUUUAGUGGCCAGUCAUCGUCAAAAUCGGUCUUCGAUUGAGUACUCGCACAAAGAGGCGCAAAGCGGGAAAGCGUAUAAAUAUUGAAUACCGAUUUUGAGAGAGAAAGAGAGAGAGAAAAAAAACGAAUUAUCGAGAUCGAUAUUGAUCCACUUAAAAAUGCGUAUAUAUGUUCAAUCGAGAUUUUACGGCUCGUCCGCCGUUAUUAACAAUAUAAUAAUUUUGUAGUUCAGUAUUCUAGGCUAAUUGUUUAUACAUAUUUUACGAUGCUUGAUCCGCGCAGCAUUGAGCGUCAACGAUAUUAUCGAUAUAUUAUACGAACGUUAAGAAAUUUUGAACAAGCGCAAAAGAUUUCGAAAUGUUCCGAUAUUAAUCUUUCCCCUUUUAUUCCGUCGCGUCAAAGAAAGUGUCGUGGUUAACCGAUUAUGAAUAACGCUUACUAUGUAUUGGUAACUGUAGUAACGAAGUUGAGUUUGUCGAAUUGUUAAAUUUCUCACAUAUUUUGUGCGCGCAUGUCAACAACAGCUCGCACGAAAUGUGUUAAUGUGAAAUGAUUUAAGAUUGUUUAAUUAUCUGCGUCUCCCUCUGCCCCCGAAGUACUGAUUGUGAGUGUAUAUACACUAUAACUAUUUUAAUUAAGAAAAGCAUUAAACACCAUGGUUUAUUAUUUCA